This is a messenger RNA of Purpureocillium lilacinum, 885 nucleotides long. Lineage: Eukaryota; Fungi; Ascomycota; Sordariomycetes; Hypocreales; Ophiocordycipitaceae. The record is from RefSeq and is a predicted model, not a curated record.
AUGAGCAUUAUCCUGGUUGGCGACUUCUUCCAGCUCCCGCCGAUUGCGAACAAGCCCCUCUACUUUGACAGGCCACUCAAAGAUCUGCAAGAGGUCUCUGGCCAGACCGCAUAUAGGGCGUUUAACCAUACCGUCUUCUUGAAAACAGCCCAGCGGCAACAGGGCGAUGACCAGGCUGGCUUUCGGCUUGCGCUUGACGAACUACGUGGUUUAAAGCUAUCCAUCGAGUCAUGGAAACUUCUGAGCCAGCGUGUGCAGGCCAAGCUAGGCCAGCAAAGCACGUGUGAACGAGUACAACUACGAGCAUCUCGUCCGCCUCGUCCAGCGAUCCAAGUCAUGGCGAAGAAUAUUGGUAACGGUGCUGACAAGGCAACGUCGGAACAAGCUGGCAACCUGGCUGGCCAGUUUCCGGUAUGCAUUGGUGCUCGUCUCAUGCUGACCCAGAACAUCUGGCAUCCAACAGGCCUAGUCAAUGGGGCCCAAGGGACAGUAUAUGACAUCGGUUGGGCGCCUGGCGCUGAUACGCACCGUGACCCGCCAUCUGUCAUUAUGAUGGUGAUGGAUAAGAAUACCGGGCCAUCGUACCUAACCACGGAUGAUGCGCGCGAGGUAGUACCCAUACUCCCAGUGAAGCGAGACUUCUUUCUUGGCACGUCGGCCCGUACACGAACGCAGUUCCCACUCAUGGCAUCGUAUGCCAUUACCGUUCAUAAGUCACAGAGCAUCACAGUGGACAAGAUGGUGACAGAUCUGUCUGAACUGGACUUCCAGACAGGGCUGAGCUACGUUGCAGUCUCCAGGGUCAAGACAUUGGAGGGCCUAAUGAUCGACACGCCUUUUGAACGGGCAUCUCUCCACUACGAGAAGCUACCUGAUGGCAAGUAG